Rhagoletis pomonella (apple maggot) is the source of this 2118-nucleotide messenger RNA. RefSeq lists its product as uncharacterized. The record is from RefSeq and is a predicted model, not a curated record. Bases 1 to 2118 code for a protein of 705 amino acids. Gene Ontology annotation, molecular function: nucleic acid binding. The transcript has 3 exons. Lineage: Eukaryota; Metazoa; Arthropoda; Insecta; Diptera; Tephritidae.
AUGGAUGUAGCUGAAAGAUUUGAACAUGUCAAGCGAUUGGGGCUAUGCAUCAACUGCAUGUCCAAUAAACAUCAGCUCGCUCGCUAUUCAUCUACGCAUAAUUAUAAAGUUUGCGGGAAGAAGCAUCACAGCCUCCUGCAUCGUGUUACUACAACGAUCACGUCAAAAAAUGAUUUUACCGGCACUGAUACUACGACCGCUACACAUACGCACAUGGAAAAAUCGCCAAAGGAUCAAGUCAUCCGUGCCACCGCACUUGUACUUGUCAAAGAUGCAUCAGGGUCAUAUCAGCGGCUUCGUUUACGUCGUCAACGCCAGUCAGUCGAGAUUCUAAGCAUAGGAAAUGUCCAGGCUUCAACGAGUUACAAAACAGUCACUACAACUAAGUCCCAACAUACAAAUUCCGAAUGGAAUCUACCAGCCAAUAGCAAACUUGCAGAUGAGCAAUUCUUCAGAACAAGUAGGAUAGACUUGCUUAUUAGAGCCGAAGUAUUAUUCGAUAUUUUGCCAGUCGGACAAAUCAAGUUGGGCGAUGACAUGCCAGUUGUCCAAAAAACUUUACUCGGGUGGAUCGUGACCGGUAAAUACAAGGAACGACCAUCAAAGCAUGUCUUAUCAUCCCCGCGUACGUGCCUUCUGUCAAUGGAGGAAGUACUCAACGAAAAUUUAGAAAAAUUGUGGAAAAUGUACGAAGUCGAACGGCAUGCCAGCAAGUGGUCGAACGAAAACGCGUACAUUAGCACUGUAAGACGCAACGCUGACGGUAGAAUUGUAGUGCGGUUGCCGCUUAAAGAUGAUUCCAGCAGGCUUGGUUUGUCACAUGCUACGGCACUCAAACGGUUUAUAGCUCCGGAACGACGGCUUAGGCAUCAGCCUGAUCUGAAAUUACAGUACGUGAGCUUUAUGCGUGAGUACGAAAGCCUUGGGCAUAUGUCGGUAGUAAAGAACCCUAAUUAUAAUGCACCGCAUUACUACAUUUCUCACCAUUGUAUUUUGAAGCCUUCUAGUACUACAACAAAGUUGCGCGUUGUGUUUGAUGCGUCUUGCCAGACAACGUCGCUCAAAUCAUUAAACGACCUAAUGUUUGUUGGUCUAUCAAUGCAGACCGAUUCAGAUCGCCAUGCCUUGACUGCGGAUAUAAUAAAAAUCGGACAAGAUCGCUGCCUGCAGUACAUAGUGUGGAGAAACAGCGAAGAGGAGGAAAUUCGUACGUACGAAUUAAACACUGUCACGUAUGGUACUGCUGUUGCGCCGUAUCUGGCCAUACGUAGCCUUAACUUCAUUGCCGACGAUUACGCAUAUGAAUUUCCGGUUGGAGCCAAGGUGGUUAAGUCGUCAUUUUAUGUGGACGAUCUUAUAUGCGGAUCCGACUCAUUCGCUGAACUUAAACAAAUUCAGUUCGAAGUGUCGCAAGUUUUAGAAAAAGGUUGCUUCGAGCUUGCAAAGUGGCACUCGAACUGUGCUACCUUUCGUGACGAUUCUACUUUGAAAAAUCUUAGCUUUGAUGAAACAGCAGUCACAAAUGCUCUCGGCAUCACUUGGGAUCAAAGUAACGAGACGUUCUUGUUCGCAUUUCAGCCCAAAAAUAAGUCUACUAAGGUAACCAAGCGAAUGGUGUUAUCCAUCGCUUCGUCUUUAUUCGAUCCACUUGGAUUGUUAACGCCAAUAAUCGUCAUCGCAAAGAUUAUCCUCCAGGAAAUCUGGCUCCUGAAACUAGACUGGGAUGAGAGUCUUCCUCAAAAUUUACACUUGGCAAGAGCACCGCAUUUCGGCGGCCUUUGGGAGGCUGCGGUAAAGUCGGCUAAGGAACACCUCUACCGUACCUUAAUGAACACACGAUUAACAUACGAGGAAUUGACCACAGUACUUAUUGAGAUUGAAGCGAUUCUCAAUUCACGCCCCAUUGCACCGAUAUCAUCAGACCCCAGUAACUUCGAAGCAUUAAGUCCUGGUCAUCUUCUCAUUGGAUGCUCAUUGAAAUCACUGCCCGAACAACCCUCCAUCGGAGUGGAAAUCAAUCAAAUCGAACAGUGGCGGCGCAUCACAGUCAUCAAAGAGCGCUUCUGGCGUCGUUGGUCACUGGACUACAUUAAUGAGUUGCAGACUCGUGUCAAAUGA